Molecule: messenger RNA, 2328 nt
Organism: Alnus glutinosa
Lineage: Eukaryota; Viridiplantae; Streptophyta; Magnoliopsida; Fagales; Betulaceae
Exons: 1
Coding region: 124-2187 (687 amino acids)
Source: RefSeq, a predicted model, not a curated record
CCAAAGCAAAGAGUUGCCUCCCUCCAUUCAUUUUCAAAUAAUUUGGGCAGCAGUAGCAGCAACAGUGCAGUGCAGUGCAGCAGUAGAUCUCUUGCCCCCUCUGUCUCUCAGUCUCUUUGCACAAUGAACCGGACGUUCUCGUCUAAGAUCCCGAAGAAACCCUCUCCGGCACUGGCACCAGCGAAGAUCGAAGGGAGCAAUAAGAGGAAGAAGAAUCAGAGUUCCCCUCGAAACCCAUUCCAGGAUCUCAAUGCCAUUUCCAGCAGCAGCAGCAACAACAGCAGUGAGGCUUCUUCUCUGUCCAUUGAAGCCCCCAGAGGUUGCCUCAGGUUUUUUCGCUCUCACCAUUCUUGUUCAUCUUCUUCUUCGUCUUCGUCUAUUUAUAAUUCGAAAACCCCUAUUCAGAGGCCCAAAACCCUCUCCAAGAUCCCCAAAUCGGCCCCUAAUGCGAGGAUUUCAAAGUUAUCCAAAUCUAAGCCCUCUAAGGAGAACAAACUGUCGAAAUCAACUAUUGAAGAAAACCCAGAUAGACCCAUAUCACAGAAAGCUCAUAAACUCAAGAAAAACCCAGCUUGCCUGUACCAGUGGCAAUCUGGGAAAAAACCCAGUUCAAGAACUGGGAAAAAGUUGGAAACUUCUUCAGUUAUGAAAAACAGUGGCGAUUGUGUGAAUAAGCUGGCUACUGGGUCUGAAGAAGAAGGUCUCGUGUGGCUGGUUGGUGAUGUAGGUGAGGCCACUGAGCUCAAAACAUUGGGUGCUGAUGCAACUUGUACUCCUUUGAGUAAGAUGGCAAGUGGGUUAGGUUUGGAUUGUGAAGUUGGUGAGGUUGUGGAGGAGGAUUCAAACAGGAGCAAUAAUAAGACACCUCCUGUUCAGGUCUCUGUGUCGCCUGAGAUACAAUGUGGAACAUCCGUGGUGUCGAACACAAUAACCCCUGCUUGUUAUGGUGCUGGCCACAUUGUUUCUGGGGUCAUUGACAAGAGGAAGUGUAGGCCUAGAGGGGUUCUAACUGUAGGAGAAAAUGAUUUUGCCUUUGGUAAAGUUAAGCCUUUUGAUAGUUUUGAUGAUGAUGAUGAUGAAGGAAAUGUUAUAGGGAUUGGAAAUGAUUCAACUGUGAUCCCUGAACCUGCUGAGGCUUCAAUGCAUUGGCUUUUAUCUCCGUGUGAUGAAGAGGAUGCGGAACAGAAGGAGAAUUCUGAAAAUGGGUCAUGUAGAUUUCGGAGGUUAGGAGGGUCUGCCAUACUCCAUUCUCCUUCCUCACCUUCAUCUGGUCAUGGGUUUUCUUCAGAUAUAUGUAACAAUGGUAAUACAACAACCUCUAUUAAUAGUGGUAGAAGAAGGAGAACUUCUUUAAUUUCUCCGAAUGGACUUCCUGAAUUGGAAGGAUUAGCCAUUAUGUCUUCUCCCCAUGCAAGUCCUAGUUGGGAGGCUGUCAUAUUAAAAGAAGGUAGAGCAAGCCGUUGUGAUCUUGAAGGUGAGAAUUCUCCAUUCUCCAUGGACUCUUUCAAUAGUGGAAAUGUUAUGCGAACUCCACAAUCAGACUCAAGCUCAGGUAGACUUGUUGGCCUAUCAUGGUUAAAUGAAGACAUUUACAAGAAACAUCACUUUGAAUCUGAACUCAAUUCAGUGGCUGAAGUUCUUCAAAUGACAAGCUUAUCUCCCAACAACCAUGUAUCGAUUGGAGAUCCUGUUGAUUCAAGCUUCCACUUUGAUUGUCUAACUACUUCUUCCAACUCCGUCGAUCUUACCCAAUUUCAGAAAGUUUUGGAUGAACGGGCUUCUUGGGUUUCUAAUUCUACUUCAGUUAACGUGUCACAAUCCCAGAUGAGAAUAUCGUGGAGGGAAGGAUUAAUAAGCCAGAUUUAUGAGAUGGAUGAAUUCGAUUGUUGCAGAUGCUUGUCAGAUGAAGAGGAAGAUGCCAGCAGCUGCAGGGAUGAACGGUUAAAGUCCCACCGGAGUCCUGAGGCCAAUGUUGAUGUAGCAAGUGAUCAGAUGUUAACAAACAACUACAGGUCUAUUGAAUUUGUAGAUAAUGAACCAAGAACUGACAGGAAAGGUAAAGAACAGUUUCCUUCUCAGAUACUAUGUUCCUGUGCAGAAUCCAUAAGCACUGAUGGAGGUGGCCUUGUUACUUCAAGGGAUUCGGAUUGGACUCUAUGCUACGAUAACAGCUUGUUUAAAAUAUAAUUUUUUACCUUCUCUCGAAUGCUUCUAAUCCUAUUAGAGUAAGUCUGACUAACCUGAGUUCAAAGUGGUUUUUCUUGGUGGUAACUGAGAAUUACUACUUGAGGACCACUCUUUUUCUUUAUUCUUUCAGUGUUUUGAUUA